AUGGGCCACUCAGGUGUGGUGGAGUCGCUUGCUUGGGAUCCUGUUCAUCGACGUCUGGCGAGUGCCGCUGGUGGUCUCCUGCAUCUUUGGAACCUGACACCAGACAAAACCCUCACGACCAUUGCCUCGCAGCCUGAGAAACAGUCAUACAUUGCCUGCACAGUUCACUUCUAUGACAAUGGUGCUUCCCUCCUAGUGUCAUAUCUGGAAAGUGGUGAAAUAUCUAAAGUGGUGCAAGAAGGUGCAAGGAACGGCAAUGCUGUUCUCAAGGGCAGUUUUCUGCUCAUGAGCAAUCUCAAAGAUGGGGUGGAUAAAUACACCAUUCCUACCCUCCAGCACGUACAGUCCUAUAACCAUGUGAUCCUUCACAAUGUUCCUCUGCAAAUCUCCGUUGCUCAGCAGGCAGGACUUAUUUUUGUUGGUGGUGAUGAUGGAUUUGCUCGUGUAUUUGAUUACAGCACAGGGACAUACCGAGGACAGUUGGCACAUGGGAAUUGGGGUGAUCAGAUCAUCCCCAUCAUUUGCAUGAAGGGUGGGCUGGGUGCACUGUUGUUACUGGCAGCUGCUUUAAUGGGCAUAGUAGCAUGA
Molecule: messenger RNA, 588 nt
Organism: Suillus paluster
Lineage: Eukaryota; Fungi; Basidiomycota; Agaricomycetes; Boletales; Suillaceae
Exons: 5
Coding region: 1-588 (195 amino acids)
Molecular function (GO): protein binding
Source: RefSeq, a predicted model, not a curated record